Molecule: messenger RNA, 1621 nt
Organism: Paramuricea clavata
Lineage: Eukaryota; Metazoa; Cnidaria; Anthozoa; Malacalcyonacea; Plexauridae
Source: the annotation of a GenBank genome assembly
AUGUGCUGCUUGUUGGUUGCUGUGGUUAUCUUAGUGUUGCUUGCACUUCAUUACAAGUACGCUGAGGUGGAUUUAACGUUGAAAUAUUACGAAUUAUUCGGCAAGAAAGUUGAGGAACUGCGAGGUCAAGUUGUUUGGAUCACUGGAGCUUCUAGCGGUAUAGGCGAGCACUUGGCUUAUGAACUGGCCAGUGCUGGCUGUAAGCUGGUUCUUUCUGCGAGAAGACAGCAAGAGCUGGAGAGAGUUAAGACAAAAUGCUGUGGUGAGUUUAAAAUAUAAAUAAGACAUUUUGAAUAAUUUGAUAUAAAUAUUGUGCAAUAUAUUGUGAGUUGUGACAUAUUAAAAAGGGUGGGAAACACGUUGCCACCUGCCAAUUCUUGCAGUGUUGUUGUGAGAUGAUUUUUGAUGCUGUCUUACGGUCUCAGGACACUGUUCUAAAAUCUCACAAUUUUGCACAAAAUCUGUUUUAAUUAAAAUCAUUGAAAUAGGCAAUUCCAGCUUUUAGUUUAUGCCUGCAGGGGAUGAUGGGAAGUAAGGUAUCAUAUUGCUGAUUAUGCUGAAAAAUUUCAAUAAAAACUACCGAAACAACCGAAAUAUUUCAAUAUUUAUAAGUAUAAGCUAUCACUCCGUGUUUACACAGCCACCAUUUUUGUUUUUUCAGUAUAAUCACCAAUGUGAUACCUUACUUCCCAUCAUCCCCUGCACACAUAAACUAAAAGCUGGAAUUGCCUAUUGAUGUGCCUGUUAAUCAAAUCUGAUAUGAAUGUAGUAAUUAUGCUAUAAAUAAUUUCCAGACUGAAUUUUGAUAUUUUUAUAAAUAAACAUUACAUUUAAUUUAAUGGUUCCUAUUGGAUAGAUUUAAUUGAAUAUAAGUAAUGUUUAUGCAAAGGCUGCCAACUUGAUAAGAGUGAAAAGUGGACAUAUUUUGUCUCUUGAUGUGUUGUCGGCAGUCCCUCGCCUUUCCCCUUGCACGGACAGGAAGCUAAACCCGUGGAAAGGAGGGACCGCUCGCAGUCUAUAUAUUUUUUGGGAUAACGUGUAUAAAAAUUAUAAUAUGUCAUGUGUUUGAUUUCAGAACUUGCUGCCGGGAAAGUAAAAGAUUUUAACACAGAUGAUGUACUUGUCUUGCCACUUGAUACGACAAAGUAUGACUCACAUGAAGAUGCAAUGAAAACUGUUCUUGAUCAUUUUAAUCAGGUAUAUUGUAAGUGAAGGUUCCUAGGGUUUUUGCUGGGUCCAUUUUCCACAACUUAAUCCAUUGAGCCAACACUCUCCCCUUGAUGAGUAAAAUCAUUUGGCAUUAGACAGAGUGAAAUAAUAAAGUAGGUACCUUACUCCUAGGGUGCAAUACUGUACAACUCAAUGGGGUCAGAGUUUAAAUUGUAAUUUUAGAAAUUUUUCUUUUAUAUUUUUGUUUACCAAUAACAGAUAGAUAUUCUGGUGAACAACAGUGGCAGAUCACAACGUGCGCUUGCCAUUGACACAGAACUCAAAGUUGAUCAAGAUUUAUUUGACUUAAAUGUGAUUGGUUCAAUAUCUCUCACAAAAGUUGUUCUUUGCCACAUGGUUGAGAGAAAGGCAGGACAUGUAGUGGUUGUAAGCAGUGUCCAGGGAAAAUUUG